AUGCUCAAUCCUGCUGGCAGUCAGGCCCUCAAUGAGGUUAAUCAACAGGACUUCAAAAAUCUCUCCAAAUGCCUGAUGGGGUAUGCCACUGUCGGCGGAAAACUGCCCACAGGUGAGCAACGCUCGAUCUCGUUGGCAGUGUACGCCGGCAAUGUCUUUUCUCUGCAUUCGUGUGUCUUUAUGUGCCUGGCAGACGACAGGCGGGAAUAGGGCAGCGUCUGGAUGCAAAGUUGGCUAAGCUAUGCCUACCGGAUCAGGCUGUUGUAGUCCAGAGGCUCGAAUUUGGACGACUGUUCGGGAACAAAUACUGCCUACUUAAAUGAAACGUAGUAGCGAGAUAUCACAGGCGGAAAAAUGCCUUUGACGCUUUCGACUUUUAAAUAGCGCCGAAGACAGUCAACAUUCGUUUUUAAAUUUUGUACGGUCCACUAAGCGUGCUCCUUUCUCACACUUAUAGUGUUUUAAUCCCAUCCUACGUCUAGUAGAAGUUGCUUGCUCCAAAAAUUUUUGCUUAAUGUGCUGCUUGAGUGGAUGUUAUCAUCACGUAAAUUCUGAAGCGAGAUUAGUGAUGGAGAAAUGUGAAAGACUGAACAUAGUUUGUGGUCGUGUCUACUACCACCGUCUGUCCCUGUCUUCGACUGCUUGCAUAAGGCACAGUAUGCUGCACCUGACGUGCCGCCAUAACGGACUGCGCUAUUGGCGCACUGGAUCACGCCGGCCCACAGCUCGAGUUUACCAGGUUGUGCUGAGUGCGCUCUAGGCAACAACUGCAGCUGUGCAUGCGUGUCGCACACGUCAGGCGGAAGCAUUCACACCACACCAACCACUGUGCCCGAUCCCAUCACCCGUCGGUUGACAGGCUCGACAGUUGACUGGUGCACGACAGCGACUCUCGGAAAUCAUUCCCCGCGGCAUAUCAGCGCAUUCCUCAUUGCAAUAAACCUGACGCACUUGUGUCCAUCAGGGCUUGAAAGACUGUCAAUUGACGUGGUAACUACGCUCUUUCAGGACCGCGAGUCCAGGUGAGAUUCAGCUCCCUCAUAAUGUAGGCUUAUACAUACAGGGCGGAAAUGAGGUCGUAUUUGGCUGUGCCAGUACCCUCGGUCGUCUUUACUCUUGUCUUACCACCGGAAGCAGGUGAGAGUGGCAGGAGUGAGUGGGGUGGGUGCGUCACAAGUCCGCUCUAAUGUAGACAAAUUCAUGCUGACGUCUUUGCUGCUGGGCACACCUGGUGGAGCAGCUGUGAAUGUCUCUUGGGAUGGUCGGACUAUCAUGCGCUGUAUCUUUGUCUGGAGGAUCGGGGGUCCCUGAUUCCAAAGACGAUGUUUCUGGCGUCCAUAUCCGUUAUUCCAAUUGUUCACUUAAAGAAGUAUUUUAGUUACAAGGAUUCAUCCUGCCUAAAAACCGUCCUUUCUGUCCUCCACAUGUUGAUAGAUCCCCACUUCUGCAAUCGUUUUCAGUUUGGUCCGGUUUGCGCGCACGACUAAAGGGUCAGGGUUUUUAGCUCGUAGAAGAGUGCAGAACCAAGCCCAUUGAAGGUGCAUGUUUCGUCUGCGUCAAAUUUUGUGGAAACUGUUCCUAAAAUCUCAACCUUCUUACGUGCAAGGUCACAGUAAAAUGGUAUUCACCGACCUGAAUUGGUUUCGGGACAAUAUACAGACGCCCCGUUCUGCGUUGGAGCGUUGCGCUGCUAGGUGGCCAAUAAAUGAAUUACACCGACAAUGUUAGUGGGGGGCGAGAUGGCGGUUUUCAUCUUACCUGUCGUCUUCGGCCUGCCAUACUCUCACUUAUGACCUGGUUGAUCUGGAAUUUUAAUUAGGGUUCGCUCGAUUUAAUACUGAAUAGCAUUGCCGACAGAAACAAGCGGGACUGGGAUGACCAUUUCUGGCUUAUUCACCGUCGCCAGCCAACCAUACCCAACCACGAGGUGUGGAACACCUGGGGCUCGAUCUCGCAACCUGUUGGUUAGAAGUCCAGCGAUCCAGGUGUUCUACACCUCGGGGUUGGGUCUCACUAGCUGACGACGGCUAAUAAGCCAGAAAUGGGCAUUCCAGUCUCCCUUGUCUUUUUCGGCAAUGCUAUUCAGCCUAUAUCACGCGCCGCUAUGUGGCCGCUGGCGGGGCUUGAAAGAGCCCCAAGGCACAACGGGAUGAGUGAGUUCCGUAGCGCGAUCGGUGCUCACCCCUCUACCAGACCCAAUACUGCUGGAUGCUGGGUCAUGCUCCCGAUCUCAGCUGUCUUGUUUUGGGCCUGUGUUUCACUGGUAGCGUAUUCUGUCUCCAAAAUAUACUGAUCUAGGCUCCUAUUCAAUGCCCUAUCGGGUUUGGUUUGGGACCUAGCUGGUCACCGAUGCCAGCCUAACCAAAAUGAUCACUGCGGUUGCUCACUCUCGGUAGACCCUUCUAUCCAGUCUGUGUUCUGAAUAGGCCGUGCAGGUGCUUGACUUUUCCGUAGACCAAAUGAUGGGCGCCAAUCGUACAAGCGAUGGACGUAAAAUGCAACUCAGGCUCGACAGCCAGUGUUUUCUUUCUGCUAGCCACUUCCAACAUCUCGCCUAUAUAGUCUCCCCCUGCUUACUUUGACAGAAACGGAUCUCUCCUCACUGACCGCGCUGAUGAUCCAAUCAAAACUCCUCAAUGGACCCAACAACGCCACCCAUCAGGUGCCGCCAGCUGGGUCCUCUCUCAUCAACCCCGCUCCCGGCGGCCUGACGCCGCAAAACGCCGCGGCGGCAGCUGCUGCGGCGGCCGCCGCCGCUGGCCUAAUGCCCACCUUCCUGCCGCCGGCGCCGACCAGCUAUCGUGGCAGCAUCACCACGGGCCAGUCGGCGCAGCAGAUCCACCUGCAGCAGCUCGCUCAGGCGCAGCAGCAACAGCAGCAGCGGCAUGCCGGUGACGCCGCCGCCGCUGCCGCUGCGGCCGCCGCUCUGGUGGAGGCGUACGCCGCACAACAACAGCAGCAGCAGCACUCCAACCUCGGGGGCCCUGCUCGGUGA
Molecule: messenger RNA, 2995 nt
Organism: Spirometra erinaceieuropaei
Lineage: Eukaryota; Metazoa; Platyhelminthes; Cestoda; Diphyllobothriidea; Diphyllobothriidae
Source: the annotation of a GenBank genome assembly